AUGUUCCAUUCGACGCCGCAGCUGAAUUUUACACCUAAUCGUCAGUUCGAGCGGAAUGCAUUUUCUCCACCUCCGAUUGGGUCAAGAUAUAACGACUACCAUAGGCAAGAAUGGGUGCGAUCUCCGGAGCCUGUAAAUCUUCCACCACCGAUUCCACCACCUCCAGUCAACUAUAUUGGGCCGCAGGUUCCGAUCCAUCAUGCUCAGAAUCAACCCGACCGGACAAAUGGAUACUCUGAAAUGGUAUCCUUCCCAGCUUCCAAUGAUCAAUCACCAACCAUUCGGCAUCCACCUGUUAUUGCUCGAAAUCUUCAGCCCGUUCUCCCAGCUGAUUUCCAGCGCGUAUAUAAUUUGCCAGCUCCUCCUGAAGACCCUUUACCACAACAAGUAGAAGGGCCACAACGAAAUCGAGCUGUACCGUUGGGGACUGUUACCGAACUUGGGUAUUACAACAAUAAAUCUGGUCAGCAACCGCCUGCGUUAAACAGCAGUCUGAACCGAUCAUUCGCAAUCGUGUCGCGUCCCUUCUCUCCUCAAGCUACAAUCGUACAACCGGUACAACCAAUUCAACCUGUACUUGAAAAGCCGAUAGUUCACAACUCAAUCGUCAAACUAUCCCCGUCUAUCAGCAAUGCUUAUUAUGAAUCGGCACAAAUACCAAAUGAGAUUCCACGCCGUGAAGCUGCUCCUCCAAUGCCGAAGGCUCUUUCUUCACCAACAGAAGAAAGAAUACGUUCACCGGCACAAAUGUCAGCUUCACCCAUUGGAUCUGUAUACGAUAAUCAAGAAGCAGAGAUGAGGGCCAGAAAUCUUGCUCGCCAGCAUUAUCGAUCACCAUCCCCGCCUUGGAAACAGGGUCGUGCUCCCAGACCACAUAGCAUUCUCGUUAAGGGGAAUAAGCUGGAGGGCAAUAAGGCUAGCAAAAAAGUGGUCUUUGAUGUUGACGACAGUGAUGAAGAAUCGAUUCGACAAAAUCAGUUGAAGCAGGCUGAUGCGGAACUUGCUAUUUAUCAUUCGGAUGGAACAAAUGGUUACCGGGGUGAUUCCGGAAGCGCUGGUUCGGAUUCCGGUGAGCCGAAGCAUGUGCAAGAUUACGAUGAGGCCAUCUCCGAGAAUCUGCACAAGUUCGUCACCGUUUCAUCGGUGAUCGGCGGAGAUCUGGCUGCCGUGGCAAAUGCCUAUAAAGGAUUGUUCGAUCGCCAGCGCGAGUUUCUAUUCUUUGCCGCACGCAACAAGGAGCUGGACGCGGCCGGCAUCGACAAGUCGAUCCCCAUGCAGAAACUUAUUCAAGCCGUCCAAGAAAUCCACGGGCUCAAGGAUAAGAAUCGCAACAAUGAUCUCGUCAACCACUUUAAUGCUCUCGCUGAGGCUAGCGCUGCGGUCGGAUGGGUCAAGGAGAAGCCCAAGCCGGCCCCGUUGGUUAAGGAAAUCCUGGAAGCCGCGAAGUUCUACACGAACCGCAUUCGCCUCGCCUACAAGAAAACGAACGAAAACCACAUCGAAUGGGUGAAUGCCCUUGAGGGUCUGAUGACUAACCUUAAUGAAUUCAUCCGGAAGGUGCACACGACCGGACUUGUUUGGAAUUCGGCCCCGGGACCUUACACGCCACCAGCAUCGACCGCCCCGACGGCUUCGGCUUCUGCUCAUCCACCUGUCCCUGGUGGCCCUCCACCUCCGCCACCGCCGCCAAUGCCUACCGACCUCUUUGCCCCGGCCGCCAGCACUGGUGAUGCCGAGCGCACGAAGCGCGAUGCUUUGUUUGCGGCGCUGAAUCAGGGAGAGGGCAUCACGUCCAGCCUCAGGAAGGUCACAUCCGAUAUGCAGACCCACAAGAAUCCCGAACUUCGCGCGACUAGCACCGUGCCCGCCAAGAAUGCGCCUCCCCCGGUUCCGGGUGGACCGGCGGCUCGACCAGCCCCUGCUGUCCAGAAGCCGCCUAAGAUGGAGCUCCAGGAUGGCAAGCAAUGGAAUGUGGAAUACUACAAGGGUACCUCCGAGCCAGUGGUUGUCAACGUGACGGACAAAAAACAGACCGUCUACGUCUUCAAGUGUGAAAAUGCUACGAUCAAGGUGGCCGGCAAAUGCAACUCAGUGACACUGGAUCAGUGUAAGAAGGUGGCCAUCGUGUUCGACGCCAUUGUGGCCCAGGUCGAGACCAUCAAUUGUCAAUCGCUGCAAAUCCAGACGAUGGGUGAGAUGCCGACGGUUUCGGUGCAGAAGACUGAUGGAUGCCAGAUCUAUUUGUCGGAGGCGUCGAAGGGUGCCGAGAUCGUCACUUCAAAGAGCUCCGAAAUGAACGUUCUGGUCCCUGGUCCCGAUGGCGAUUUCAUCGAGCUCCCCGUCCCCGAGCAGUUCAAGACCGUCUUCCAAAACGGAAAGCUUGUCACCACCGUCUCCGAUAUUUGC
Mesorhabditis spiculigera is the source of this 2406-nucleotide messenger RNA. Lineage: Eukaryota; Metazoa; Nematoda; Chromadorea; Rhabditida; Rhabditidae. The record is from the annotation of a GenBank genome assembly.